Messenger RNA from Larimichthys crocea (large yellow croaker), 843 nucleotides. RefSeq names its product lectin, galactoside-binding, soluble, 2a (gene lgals2a). The record is from RefSeq and is a predicted model, not a curated record. Gene Ontology annotation, molecular function: galactoside binding; carbohydrate binding; laminin binding. The coding region runs from base 124 to 531 and encodes 135 amino acids. Lineage: Eukaryota; Metazoa; Chordata; Actinopteri; Sciaenidae. The transcript has 4 exons.
AAUGUCAGUCAGGCAGAAGGAACCUCCCACACUGUAUAUAUUGCCAGUGUGCAGCGAGGCAAGGCCCUGUCUGCAGCACUUUCAAUUCUUCUCAGCUGAUCUUGACUGACUAAAUCUGCAAAGAUGGUGAAUGGUAUGAUCGUAAAGAACAUGUCCUUCAAGGUCGGGCAGACCCUGACUGUUGUUGGAGUCGCCAAACCUGAUGCUACAAAUUUUGCUCUGAAUAUUGGCCCAAAUGACCAAGAGAUCACUAUGCAUAUGAACCCUCGUUUUAACGCUCACGGAGAUGAGAACGUGGUGGUCUGCAACUCUUACCAGCAAGGCCAGUGGUGUGAGGAGCACCGUGAAGGAGGCUUUCCUUUCCGCCAGGGGGAGGAAUUCAAGAUCGUCAUUGCAUUCACCCCUACAGAGUUCCUGGUGACUUUAUCAGAUGGCUCCACAAUCCACUUCCCCAACCGCAUGGGUGCAGAGAAAUACUCCGUUGUCAGCUUCGAUGGGGAUGUUCGUGUCAGAAGCUUUGAGAUCAAGUAAACUUUCAACCGCUGAGGAAUUGGUGUCAGUAGUGCCUUACAUGCUUAUCAGACAAAGUAUUAUGUAAGAAUUUUGCAUAUUGGCUCGCACAAAUGAAAGUACCCAUUUACAGAAAAGUGAAUAGAUAAGAUAGAAGCCAUAAUAGUUGACCACAUAAGUUUAGUUGACCACAUAAAAUGUGAUGAGUUGUUCUUUAAAGUGCCUUGAAAUGCUUUAUGCUCUCUUGUUUUCCCUCCCAGACAUUCCACAUUCAUAACCCAGCAUAAUGCUUGCCUUGACAAGAUUUAUUAAAGCAUGUCCUUUUACGAGAAA